CGCAAGAUGAAGGAAGUCUUGCUGCUGUCCGCAUUUCUUUCUUCUCUGCACAGCCUCUGCGCAGUGGAUUGCAGUUGGAGUAGUUGGAGUUCAUGUAGUGUUGAAUGUGGAAAUGGCACCAGAACUCGGAAGAUUAGUCAAGCAGCUACAAUGAGUGGUCAGAUGUGUACAGGACCAUCAACUGAGAUCUGCAUAGUCACAUCGUGUAUGGCAACCAAUCUAGGUACAUCUCUUGGAGCAACAGUGAUCAUGAGUUCAGUCUUCAGUUCUGUGUUUGCUGCUGCAAAGUCUAUAGAUGGCAAUCCAAAAGAUGUAACUGGACAGAAACUUGUUCACGCUAAUUGUGCUUCCACAAAAUUUACCUUGAAUCCUUGGCUUCGAGUUGACUUGCAGAAGGAAUAUCUUAUGUCACGUGUUAGAGCUAUCUUUUAUGCUGAUAAAGGUGCAAAUGUGUAUGUCUGUGUUGGUAACAGCUUAACAAACGAUGGGAAUGACAACAACAAUUGUGGAAAGGCUCCAUAUGACAACUCUAAUCAUUUGGAUGCAAUAUGGCGAGAUGUUAGUUGCAGGCCACCAAUUUGGGGAAGAUACAUUAAUUUACAGAGAAUAGUGACAAAGAACAUUAUUCAAGUAUGUGAGGUGGCUUUCAACUAUGAGUUGGAGAUUGCUAUUCUAGUCAAUAAUAUGAAUAUUGAAGGAACAAGUGUGGCAGUUGAUGAGAAUCAAGAUUACUCUAAUCCUAUUGAUUGUGGUGUCAGUCCUGAUGUGACCAACUUUAAUGCUCUCUUGCAAUGGAAACACAACACAACCAAUGAUGUACCUGCAUCUCCAAGUGUACAGAAUACUGGUGUAUAUCAGAUGUAUGAGAAUGGUGUGCAGCGGCUCUACAUCAAGUCAGCUAGUGCCUCUUCCAAUGGUCUAUACACAUGCCAAUAUACUGCAACUGAUGGUUUGAUAACGGCAAAGUCAUUUACACUAAACGUCAAUGUAAACUGUGAAUGGAGCUCAUGGUCUGAUUGUACAUCAUCGUGUAAAAGUUUUGGAACUCACACUCGUACACGAGCACGUCUUAAGCAACACAAUGGAAUGGACUGUGUGGGGUUGCCAACUGAGAACUGUGACAGCAAACAACCACCAUGUGCACCAACAGCUGGGCAGUCACCAGAAGUUUCUUUUGAUGAGUCUUCAAUGCAAGAGUUGAGUUGCACAGCUUCACAGUAUUCUGGUCUGAGUGGAGACAUUACAUUUGGAUGGUACAGAGAAGAGAAUGGAGUUGAUUCAGCUAUUGUAUUAGACUCUCGAGUGACAAAUUCAUCUGAAGAUGAUGAAAUGGGAAAUUUUACUGGGCACUUGAAAUUUGCAUCUGUGAAGCGUUCAGAUAGAGGAUUAAUCAAGUGCAGGGCUUUUAACAAGUAUGGUGCUAGCGAUAUGUCUUUAGCUACAUCAGUUGAUAUCAAAUAUGCUCCCGAAUUUGUUAAAAUUGCAGUGGGUGUGAAAGGACAAAGUAUCACAUUAAACUGUUCUGCUGUUGGUAAUCCCUCUCCAGCUUAUGAAUGGAGAGGAGGCAAGAGUGCAACAGGAUCUACUCUGGAAUUAACAUCACUUGAAUUUAAGGAUGAAGGGACAUACACAUGUGUUGCUAGUAACACUAUUGAGGCUGGUGCUAAGUCCACUAAUAAUUCAGUACAGUUGAAAAUUGAAGAGAAUGAGUCAUCGUCUGGAGAAUCAUCAAAUUCUGUAAUCUUAAGCUUGGGAGUGAUGAUAGCAGUCGCUGUAGCAGUAAUUGUCAUCAUUCUUGUGCUAGUCAUCAUUGUUUUUGUUCUUCUGAGGAGAAAUUACAGGAAUACUGUUAAACAAAGAGGAAAGAAGAUAUCAGAGCUUGCAAAAUGUGAUUGUUCUACUACUAAUGCUAAAGCAAGUUCUGGGACAGAGGAAUGUGUGGAGAGAAGCAAUGAUAUGACAACCAACUGUUCUUAUGCUACUGCAAAUACAGUCACCAGUGAAUAUGAAGAGGUUGAAACCGAACCCGUUGUAGUUCAGCAAGACAGGGAGAAUGAGGAAGUCUAUGAAAAUAUGGAUGGUUAAUCAGCAUUUUAAAAUUAAUUCAAUGUAACAAAGAGUAAAAACUAAUUGAUAAUGAUUUGUGACUUAUAAAGGUUUAGAAUGCAUUUGUUAGCAGUAGGUAUAGGUUUAGACUGUAGUGGUUUGAAUUUUUGUCUCUAGUUUUGAUAUGACUGGCUUGUUUGUAGCUGGUAAGGUAAACUUGAAGUGAGAACUCAAAACAGUGAUGUGUCUGUUUAAGUAAGAGUUAGACUGUUGAUAUCUACUUGUACAACAAGCACUGAACAGCU
Corticium candelabrum is the source of this 2351-nucleotide messenger RNA. RefSeq lists its product as uncharacterized. Gene Ontology annotation, molecular function: cell adhesion molecule binding. Gene Ontology annotation, cellular component: plasma membrane; cell-cell junction. Gene Ontology annotation, biological process: cell-cell adhesion. The coding region runs from base 7 to 2085 and encodes 692 amino acids. The record is from RefSeq and is a predicted model, not a curated record. The transcript is spliced from 10 exons. Lineage: Eukaryota; Metazoa; Porifera; Homoscleromorpha; Homosclerophorida; Plakinidae.